GCUGCUGGCAGCAUCACAGAUCUUCAAACUCUGGAAUAAGUGUAUAAUGGUGACCAGGCGACCUUGAUCCUAAUAGGAUCCUAAUGGUGAUCGACCAGGCGACCUUGAACCAGAAGCAAGAUAUCCGACAGGCAAGGUAUUGCUGGUUCUUUCUUUUUUUUAAAAAAAAAUUGUUAUAUAUACAAUGGGCCACUACUAGGUAGAUGGACCGGACGAACAAAUAAUUGAAGAUCUUGUAUUAGAAGAGAAGGCACAGCAUGAUGUAGUACGCGUUGGCGUAGUGGUGCCGCCCACGUCGCUGCAACUGUCUCCCCCACCGCGUAUGAGUAGUGUAGUAUGAGCAGCAGAUCAGAGAGGCAUGGAUCCCCAACAACCUACCUAGCUUCGUGCUGCGACUCGGUCUCCAUCAAGUCUCAACCAACUGCUCGCUCCCAUCGAUCCGUCUCUCUCGCGCGUCGUGGUGGACUCGCGCGGGAUGCAGGGCGGCGCCGUUGACGACGACGAGGGGGCCCUCGCCGCCGGGGAGCAGAACCAACAGCAGCAGGCGAUGGAGAUCGGGUGGCCGACGGACGUCCGUCACGUGGCGCACGUGACGUUCGACCGGUUCCACGGGUUCCGCGGCGUUCCCGAGGAGCUGCAGCGCGAGGUGGAGGGGCGGCCGCCGAGCGCGAGCGCGACGGUGUUCGGCGUGUCGACGGAGUCGAUGCAGUGCUCCUACGACGGCAGGGGGAACAGCGUCCCCACCAUCCUCCUCCACCUGCAGCGCCGCCUCUACGACCAGGGCGGCCUCGCCGCGGAGGGCAUCUUCAGGAUCACCGCCGACGGAGCCCAGGAGCAGCGCGCGAGGGACCAGCUCAACAACUCCGGCGUCGUGCCGGACGGCGUCGACGUGCAUUGCCUGGCAGGGCUCAUCAAGGUAUGUAUCCAUCUCCAUAUAUGUAUACAUGUAUGUAUAUAUAUAAAUAUAUGCAUCGCACCAUCGCAGGCGUGGUUCCGGGAGCUCCCCGGCGGGGUGCUGGACUCGCUGCCGGCGGACGAGGUGGCUCGGUGCGAGACGGAGGACGACUGCGCCCGCCUCUGCGCCAGGCUGCUGCCGCCGCCCAAGGGCGCCCUCCUGGACUGGGCCGUCCACCUCAUGGCCGACGUCGCGAGGGAGGAGAAGGCCAACAAGAUGGGCACGCGCAACCUCGCCAUGGUCUUCGCGCCAAACAUGACGCAGGCCGUGGAUCCCCUGACGGCGCUCAAGCACGCGGUGCAAGUGAUGAACUUCCUCAACAUGCUCAUCGAGAGGGCGCUCAAGCAGCAACCAUCACCAUCAUCAGCUGGCUCAUCUACCAAGGCUGCUCCAUGAUGACAAUCCAAGAACACCCAACAUGGCAUCAUCUAUCGUUGAAUGGAAUGGAAUGAAAUGAAAUCUACUACUACUAGUAGCUAAGCAAAGUGCGUGCAUGCAGUUGUGUGAUGAUGAUGAUAUAGGACGACUUCGGUUAAUAUAAUUAGGCAAUUGGAGUAGAUGUCUUGUUUCAUUCAUUCAUGUACUUACUGCUAGUAUUGCUUGGCGUGUGAAUUAUUCAAGCUGACUCGUGCCUGACCACCGUACCCCUAGGUGUUGGUGCGAUGGAUAUCGUCACACCAUUCCUGUUUAA
This is a messenger RNA of Setaria italica (foxtail millet), 1646 nucleotides long. Its product is annotated as rho GTPase-activating protein 3. The record is from RefSeq and is a predicted model, not a curated record. NCBI's taxonomy places the organism in Eukaryota, Viridiplantae, Streptophyta, Magnoliopsida, Poales, Poaceae. Gene Ontology annotation, biological process: signal transduction. Gene Ontology annotation, molecular function: GTPase activator activity. Bases 476 to 1351 code for a protein of 291 amino acids. The transcript is spliced from 2 exons.